Panicum virgatum (switchgrass) is the source of this 3222-nucleotide messenger RNA. Its product is annotated as MDIS1-interacting receptor like kinase 2-like. Gene Ontology annotation, molecular function: ATP binding; protein kinase activity. The coding region runs from base 178 to 963 and encodes 261 amino acids. The record is from RefSeq and is a predicted model, not a curated record. Gene Ontology annotation, biological process: protein phosphorylation. The transcript has 3 exons. Lineage: Eukaryota; Viridiplantae; Streptophyta; Magnoliopsida; Poales; Poaceae.
UGUUUUCCUGUCUGCCUUGGGCUCGGACUCCCACCACUAGUGCUUUCAUGACUCGAGCUUUCUUACAAUGGAAACUUGCAGAUUGACGGAUCUGGACAUGAAAACCAUGUGUGAUCCCAGAAACUGUCUUUCUAUUUAAAGGGUGAAAUAAGAUUGGCAUACAGAAACAAGAAUACUAUGGAGACAUCGGAAGUGAACAAGAAGAGCUUUGAGAAUGAGAUCCAGGCACCGACAGAGGCCCGCCACCAGAACAUUGUCAAGCUCCAUGGCUUCUGCACAAGUGGUGACUACAUGUACCUAGUGUAUGAAUACCUGGAAAGGGGAAGCUUGGGCAAGACAUUGUAUAGUGAGGAAGGCAAGAAGAAGCUUGACUGGGGUAUGAGGGUGAAGGUGGUCCGAGGGGUUGCCCAUGCUUUGGCCUACCUGCACCAUGACUGCAACCCAGCAAUUGUUCACUGGGACAUCACCGUGAACAACAUCUUGCUUGAAUCAGAAUUCGAGCCGCAGUUAUCUGAUUUUGGCACGGCAAAGCUUCUUGGUUCUGCCUCCACAAACUGGACUUCUGUAGCAGGAUCGUAUGGCUACAUGGCUCCAGAAUUGGCAUACACAAUGAGGGUCACAGAGAAAUGUGAUGUGUACAGCUUUGGAGUUGUUACUCUAGAGGUGAUGAUGGGGAAGCAUCCUGGUGACCUCUUAACCUCCCUGCCAGCUAUCUCUGCUUCAAAAAAAGAUGACCUAUUACUCCAGGACAUACUAGACCAGAGGUUAGAUCCUCCAACGGGAGAGCUUGCAGAAGAAAUUGUGUUUGUCGUGAAAAUUAUGCUGGCUUGCACAAGGGCAAAUCCUGAAUCACGGCUUUCCAUGCGAUCAGUGGCUCAAGAGAUAUCAGCUCAUACUCAGGCAUGUCUUUCUGAACUGUUCCGACAGAUCACAGUGAGCAAGCUAACAGAUUACAAGAAGUAAUGUUUGCCUGUGCAAAGGUGUGCAGCUCAACAAGUUAAAUUGAAUGAUGCACUCAUGCACAAGUUGCACAGCUAUUGUUUUUGAAGAAUGCUGUUUGAGAGGAGUAAGUUUCUCUCAGUUUUAAUGCCAAAGACAAGAGUUAGAAAAGUAUAUUGGUAUAACUGCUUCAUAGGUAGUGAGCUCAUUCUGAAGAUUGUCAAUGGCAAAAAAGUAAUUACUGAAAGUUAGCAUACUUCGAAUUCAUUGUGCUUUGUUCUUUUUCCACCCAUCAAGGGAUAAACAUGUAAGAUAGUAGAAAAGCAAGAACUGUAAGAGAAGUGUUCUCUAACCAGUUUCCUUUUUCUUCUCGAUGUGAGUGAGAAGAGUUCUCUGAAUGGAUAACGAAUUUAUAUGGGGCACGGCUUGAAUAGCUUCGAGUAAAUAUUGCAUAAAAAAUUCCAUGUAACACAUGCUGAUGGAUACAGCAACAAAAUAUUAUUAGGAAUUAAGGAAUACUUAUUAGAAAUUCCUAUAUAACAGUUGACUGUAAUUCUUUUGGACUUGUUCUCAAUACCACAUUUUACUACAAAGACAACAAAUGUCCUACCAUACUUGAGGAGUGAAAACAGUUUGUAUUAUACAUGAAUAGUGGAGAACUUAGCAUACCUUCAUUCUUCAAUUUGUGCUGUAGAAAAUAUAGCUACAGAGGAGAUCAUUGACUCAUUGUUUCCUUUUGAAAGAAAUCAAUUGAUAUGCUGCAACUUUAGCAUAAUCUUAUUUCUCUUAAUGAAAAGCGUGCUAAGGCACGUUUGUAACUUUAGCAUAAUCUUGUACUGUAUGUGAUCAACAAAGAAAACUGAAGACCUUUACUUUGCAUCCCAAACUAUAGCCAACGUACAUCAUCUGCAAACAUGUUUGGGACCAUGACAAGCUUGCAGCACCUCAGUUUGGCUGGCCAUGAACUUGUAAUUCUUCGACUGAAUACAAAUGUUGUUCGUGAUUCUUGUUUGAACCCUCUUGUUAAUCUCCACGUCUAUUUCGAUUCACUUAAUGAAAACCAAUGUUUUGCAUUUUUCCUUUUGAAUUUUGUUCAUUCCUUUCUGCUGGGAUUUUGCAAUAUGUGGAUGACCAUGGACCACAAGUCCUAGUUGGGGAUUUUCUUGUGUUUUGCCCUGUUUUGGCCUCAGCUUCCGAGGGAGAUUUAGAGUAUGAUGUCUAGGACAUAGCGAACAUCACGCAUGACCAUCUACAUGAUCCAUCCCACGAGCUCCUCAAAAUCUCAACUUUUUUCUCACCUUCAUAACAUCAGUCUUCCAAAAGGUGGCAAUUUUUUGAGGAAAAUUUGACUGAUUUGUUGGAAUAUUUUUUUUGAAUGCCUGCAAAGUUCCAUUGCAUUUGGAGUUGAUUUGAUUUAGUUUUGAUAAACUUUGGAAAUGAUUGGCUUUUGUCUGCUCUGAACUCAGACCUGCGUGAAUUAGAAUUUUGGCGUGGUGAAGCUGCUUCGAUCUGCUUCCACAAAUUGACUCAUGUAGAUGGAUCAGAUGGCUACUUAUUCAUACAGCACAACCUUUUGCAAUUCAACUUACAAGAAUAAUGUCUUCAUGCUAUGAGAAAGCAGUAGUUCAGACAAUUCCAUUCUCAUUCAGCCUUUUCGCUUGACAGUGUAUCCUGACAAAGCAUACUAACUUGUGGCAGCUUGAUUUUACUCUUGCAGAAUCCGGCAUACGUAAUGAGGGUCGCAGAGAAAUGUAAUGUAUUUGCUCUAGAGGUGAUAAUGGGGAAGCCAUCUUGGCGACCUUUGAUAGAUGAUGAAAUCUUUUUCAAGAUCCUCAAUUAUGAAAAUUAGUCUGUAGCCAACUUAAUUGUUGCACUUUAUUCCUUGGCCGGCCUAAUUCCUUAUUGUUCUUCCACUGUGUAGGGCUAGAUAAGUAACUGUAAUAUAGAUAGUAGUAAAUCAACAACUUUAAGAGAAACUACCCUUUCGCCACUUUCUUUUUUUUGUUACUCUUUUUUUUUGUGUGUGUCGAGUUCUCUAAAGUUUUUUAGAUGAUGGAAGCCGCAGCUCCCAGGAUAAAUUUUCCUUGAAUGGAUUAUGGGUAUAUCCUUCACUUCUUGAGAAUAGUUUCAUGUACAUGGUCUUUUCAUAAUAGUAGCACAGAUCAAGUAUAUUAAAAUAAGGACUUGUUAUUUUCUGCCAAGAACAUAUCCGAAAGGAGCAUAUAUGUAUUUAUUGAAAUUAAUAUAUAACAAAAAGUUGACUAGAAUCCUUGCUGAUUUCUU